AUGCUUUAUGAGCUAAAUUGCUUUGAGCAGAGGCUAAUCUCACUUUGUUAACGAUAGCUGGCAGUGUAUAAUAUACCAAUGAGGACAUAAUUUUAUGCAAAUCACCCUAAUUUGAAUGAUCUCUCAUAUGCAUCAUUUGCUGUAAUAUAGUAAACUGUUGUGGUUACAGGAGGAAUGGAUUAUUUGGAUUAAAGUGAUGGGGAUAGCAGGCGAAAUGUUUGGCUAAUUCAACUUCCAAAGUAUAGUUUUGAGAAGAAAAUAAAUAAGUAUUAAAGAGUAGAAUUAAAUAUUCGCAGAGGAGCCAAUUUGCUUCAACCUAGAUACAGACAUUCCUCACUGUCUGAUGGAAUGAGGUAUGUUCAUGUGCUUGGAAAUCAUUCACCACCUCAAUCAAAACUAUAUGAAAAAUAUGAUUUUAUGUAGGAUACAUGGACAGAGGGCCCAGAAUUAUUAGAGGGAGGAAAAAAUCUCUCCUGUUGUUAUUUUAAAUCAGGAUUAAAAGAGGAAUCACUCUGGGUUUUCCACAAAAGUAUUAUAUAAAAGCUAAUUUUAAACAAGGAGGGAGAGAUUUGGAAAAGCAUUUUUGUUAGAGAAUAUGAACUACUGAAACCUUAUCAAAAGCAAGCAAUGAUUUAAUUAAAUGUAUAUUAGAUCUUGAUUUUCGGAGGAGAGACUAUUGAAGGUUGUAAAGAUAUUGAUGAGGUUUUUUAUCUUAAUGUUUAGGACAGAUUUAUUUCUUAUGGGCCAAAAUUACCUGAUAAAAUUUUGCCAGAAAACCCUGGAUACAGUCUAAACUCUUAUGCUAAAUUCUAUUUCCUCGGAAAUAUUGGCCAAAUCUAUAGCUUUGAUAAAGCAGAGAAGAAAUGGGAUAAAAUCCACUUCGAAUCAGGCUCAGUAUUUUGA
Molecule: messenger RNA, 903 nt
Organism: Stylonychia lemnae
Lineage: Eukaryota; Ciliophora; Spirotrichea; Sporadotrichida; Oxytrichidae
Source: the annotation of a GenBank genome assembly